GCAUGCUCAGUGCGCUGAUUGUCACCAUGGAGUCAGUGGGUAGCAGCCCGGCCUGCAGCGAACAGAAAAACUGUACAGGCGACGAUGAAUCCAAAGACUACUGCUACUCAGCCCGGAUCCGCAGCACGGUGCUGCAGGGGCUGCCGUUCGGAGGCGUGCCCACUGUGCUCGCCCUGGACUUCAUGUGCUUCCUGGUGCUCCUCUUCGUCUUCUCCAUCCUGAGGAAGGUUGCGUGGGAUUAUGGCCGCCUAGCGCUGGUCACAGACGCAGACAGACUGAAGAAGCGUUUCAGCGACUUGGAGGAGCAGGAAUACGUUGCCUCAGCAAUGCACUCGGAGACUCCGGAUCGCUACGAACGCCUCACCUCGGUGUCCAGCUCUGUGGACUUCGACCAGAGAGACAACGGCUUCUGUUCCUGGCUCACGGCCAUCUUCAGAAUAAAGGACGAGGAGAUCCGUGAGAAGUGCGGCGAGGACGCCGUGCACUACCUGUCCUUCCAGCGACACAUCAUCGGCCUGCUGGUCGUCGUCGGCGUCCUCUCCGUGGGCAUCGUCCUGCCGGUGAACUUCUCCGGUGACCUGCUGGAGAACAACGCCUACAGCUUCGGACGCACCACAAUCGCCAACCUGAAGUCAGAGACCAAGCUGCUGUGGCUCCAUACAACCUUUGCCUUCAUGUACCUGCUGCUGACGGUCUACAGCAUGAGGAGACACACGUCUAAGAUGCACUACAAGGAGGACGAUCUGGUGAAACGCACUUUAUUCAUAAACGGCAUCUCCAAGUAUGCUGAUGAGAGUCAGAUCAAGCAGCACUUUGAGCAGGCCUAUGAAAACUGUGUGGUUCUGGAGGCUCGGAUCUGCUACAACGUGGCCAAACUGAUGGCGCUGAGUGCUGAGAGGAAGAAGACGGAGCGCAGCAAGAAGUUCUUCACCGACCUGAUGGCUAAGGAGCAUGUUCCCACCAUGAUCAACCCCAAGCCCUGCGGACACCUGUGCUGCUGCGCCAUCGCCGGCUGCGAGGAGGAGGAGGCUGUGAGCUACUACACCAAGAGAGAGGCCAAGCUGAAGGAGGAGUACAGGAAGGAGAAGGAGAAAGUCCACACCAAGCCCCUGGGCAUGGCCUUCGUCACCUUCCAGAACGAGGCCAUGACCGCCAUCAUCCUGAAGGACUUCAACGCCUGUCAGGUUCAGGGUUGUCGUUGUCGCCAGGAGCCGUGUUCCUCUCAGUUCAGUGAAGUUCUCCAUGUUCACAACUGGAGCGUAACGUACGCACCGGACCCGCAGAACGUCCGCUGGGAGCACCUGUCGCUGGGCGGGAUCUCCUGGUGGAUCCGCUGCUUCAUCAACUGCAUCCUCUUCAUCCUGCUCUUCUUCCUCACCACGCCGGCCAUCAUCAUCUCCACCAUGGACAAGUUCAACGUCACCAAGCCUGUGGAGUAUCUGAACAACCCUAUAAUCACUCAGUUCUUCCCCACCCUGCUGCUCUGGGCCUUUUCUGCUCUGCUGCCCACCAUCGUCUAUUACUCUGCCUUCUUUGAAGCUCACUGGACCAGGUCUGGAGAAAACAGGACCACCAUGCACAAAUGUUACACCUUCCUGAUCUUCAUGGUUCUGCUACUGCCGUCUCUUGGACUCAGCAGUCUGGAUGUUUUCUUUCGCUGGCUGUUCGAUAAGAAGUUCCUGGACGACGCUAAAGUCAGAUUUGAGUGCGUCUUCUUACCGGAUAACGGAGCGUUUUUCGAAUACGUCAUCGCCUCAGCCUUCAUUGGGAACGCCAUGGACCUGCUGAGGAUCCCCGGCCUGCUCAUGUACAUGAUCGCUGUGCUGGCUCGCUCCGCCGCCGACCGCCGCAACGUGAAGAGGCACCAGGCCUACGAGUUCCAGUUCGGCGCUGCUUAUGCCUGGAUGAUGAACGUCUUCACGGUGGUGAUGGCCUACAGCAUCACCUGCCCCAUCAUAGUCCCCUUUGGUCUCAUGUACAUGCUGCUGAAACACCUGGUGGACAGGUACAACAUGUACUAUGCCUACCUGCCCUCCAAGCUGGACAAGAAGAUCCACUCAGCUGCAGUGACUCAGGUGGUGGCCGCGCCCAUCCUCUGCCUCUUCUGGCUGCUCUUCUUCUCCACUGUCCGCACAAGCUUUGAUACGCCCACCUCCAUGUUCACGCUGGUGGUUCUUGUUGUCACCAUCGUGGUCUGUCUGUCCCACGUCUGCUUUGGACACUUCAAGUACCUGAGUGCCCACAACUACAAGAUCGACACAAAGGAGAGUGACGUGGACGCCGUGAAGAACGGACGACCGGCUCGCUCUUCCUCCUCUCCGACCAAACAACAGCAGGUGGCACCGCAGCAGCAGAUGUACAUCGCCCAGGUGCUGCAGGACCCGAACUCGGACGAGCCGGGCGGCGCCAGCAGCGAGGAGGACCGGGGCUCGUCACAGGACGAGGAAAUGCUGAACGGAGGGAACAGCAUCAACGAGGCGGAUUUCCAGUCGGGGGAGGACAGUCUGAUCGCCAACGAGGUCCACCAGUAGCUGGAGGCGGAGCUAGAGGAAGGGGCGGAACUAGCCACACCACAGCUACCAAUAAAGCUAACUGGAGAUCACCGUUCGCACUCAAACGGUAGUGUGGCUGGGUUAGCCCCGUCCCCCCUCAGCCUGAAGACUCGACCCUGACCUUUGAUGCCGGCGCCGGAUCGCCACCAUCCAGCCCUCCACAGAAAGUCACUGUACAUACCCACAACGCCAAAACUGUCGUCCGUUAUCCGGGUGAGGGUGGGGUCCAACUUGUGCCUGGGCUGGUUUCCGUUUGUUCGCACUUGUGUCUUGAUCCCAUCGAUUCCUGUUCCGUCGGAAGAAUGAACGCGUCGGACCGCUAAACUCUCCAACCGUCCGAUCCCGUAGCCGUAGAAGCUUCGCUAACGCAGAACGGCCCCACCUUCCUUCUGUUCCCAAAACUCCGAUAUCUGUUCUGCACAUCCUUUUGGUUUGGUGUCGACCCGCCGAGCUUCUUGCUGCAUGUCGUGACGUCGCCACCUAGGGGUGACGCCAUUCAUCACAGGAACAAACUCACCCGAAUUUCUUUGUCAGCAGCUUGUCUGUCCAGAUCCUCCCCUCCCAGAUUCUCUCACCUGGACUACCUUAAGUUGUGAAUAAGGGAACGGGAUGUUGGUGUCGGUAGCGCAGUGCUUCGACUCCUUCAAGACUCUCGGACUCUUCCGGCGGCAGAGAGCUCGGAUGUCCGGAGACACGGAAGAGCAGCGCUUUUCGUCCGGUCCGAUGCCUGAAGCUGUUUGGACUCUCAAGGGAAACGUUUUGUUGUGUUUUUGUGAACUGCGUGUGCGUGUGUGCGUGUGUUCGAUUGCUCUCCGGCAUUCAUUUCGUAAAGUCUAGCACCUUCUCCAGGUAACAGAACCGGUUCCGGUUCCUCUGAUCCCGGGUGGUUCAGAUGAUUAGUGAUGUAUCCUGAGGAUUGAGACGAUCCCAGUGAUGCUGGACUGCGUUGUUCCCUGUCAGACAGGUGAGCUCAUUAAGCUGACGCAGGUAUUCCAACAGCUGCAGUCUCCAACCUGACCUCUAGAUGGCAGCAGUUGUUCCCAACCAAACUUCUUUUUCAACUAUCCAAAUGGGUCAGAAUUUGUAUGUUACAGCGAGGCUCUGGGCCGCCCCCUACUGGCUGGUAUCCCUGGGACUUUUUUUUUUUCCCCCCCAAGACAUUUUUUAUUGAAUUUUUGAGCAAGUUUUCCUUACAGUUUUUACAUGACUCUAAUUUCCCACAUCUUCAGAGAAAAAAAGAAAAGACAACCAGAAAAAAAAGAAAAAAGACACACAGAACACAGCUUCUCAUAAACGGGAUGUUCAGACAAUUUAGAUAUAAGUGUACACUUCUAUACAUCAUAGCACAUCGCAGGUUCCUACAAGUCAGAAUUCAAAUGGGCCCUCUGACAGGUCUAAGUCCUUAAUGAAAGUAAUGAGAGGCUCUCAUAUUCUCUCAAAAAGAUAUUGUUUGGAUUUCUUAAUAUAUGUUAUUCUUUCUAGCGGGAAAUUGAAUGCCAUCUCUCAACCAUUGCGUGGCUCUUGGUCUGUUGACAUUUUUCCAAGCCAAAGCUAUACAUUGUUUUGCUGCCAGUGAGCUUAUAUCUAUAAAAGUACAUUCUGUUUUACUAAAAUGAUGGUUCUCAGGGUAUAGAGCCAGCAAGAACAAUUAGGAUCCAGUAAAAUCGGCCUUAAGAUAAUGUUUUCAAUUAUAACUUUCACCUCUGUCCAAAACAAAGUAAUUUGUCUGCAUUCCCACAUACAGUGUAUUAACGUCCCUUUAGAGUUGCACUUUAUGCACAGAUCUGGGAUGUUGUUAUUGUAUUUAUUUAAAUGUACGGGCGUAACAUAGAUACGCAUUAGCCAUUUAAAUUGUAGAAUUCUAGAUCGACUGUUAAUGGACAUUGUGUGGGUUUUUAUACAUUUCCGUCCUGUUCACUGACAUUUGAUAAUAGGUCCAAAUUCCAGUUUAUGAGCCUUUUAUUUGAGUUCUCUGUUGAGUAAGAGAGCAGCACUUUAUAAAGGUCUGAAAUUAUACCCUUUCUUAAAUUAUCCCGGGUUAUUUUUUCGAGCGUUGUAAGGGGAGGCCUGUUUAGAUUACUGUUAUUUGCUUUCACAAAGCUUCUUAUCUGAAGAAACUUAAAAUAAUGCUUUUUGUUUAGGCUCAGUUUGGUUUGUAGCUCCCCAAAUGACGAAAAUAUAUCCGAAUUUGAUAGGUACAGGUCACCAAUACGCUUUAAGCCUUGCAAUGCCCAAAGCUGAAAGGUUCCAUCUGCCCUACCUGGGGCAAAUAGCCGAUUGCCCCAUAUUGGGCUAAAUUGGGAUAUUCCGUCUGGCUUCUCAAGGUAUUUUUUAACCUCCUGCCAAAUUUUAAUCAAAUGUUAAUCAUGUUUUUCAGAAUGGGGUUCGUAGUGUGUUUCUGUAGUUUAUUUGAUGUAUCGGAAUAUAUGAACAAUGGAAGAGCUAAACUUAAAUUAUGGGAUUCCAUUUCUACCCAAUGAGGUUUUCCUUUAUCUGCAAAAUAGAAACAUAAUAGUCCUUAAUUGUGAGGCCCAAUAAUAACAUUUAAAGUUGUGCACUUUAACCCCCUCUGUCAAAUGGUAAAUAAAACAACAAAAGACGUAUCCUGGACCUUCCUAACCCUGGGACUUUCUCCUAAAAACUCCUGUUUGAUCCACUUCAGCUGAUUCUCAGGAUCCUGAGAAUCAGCUGCAUUAUCACCUUCAUGUUAUUCCACAUCAAAAUCAUCCCUGGAGUCUUAUUGGAGGAGCGACAUGAUGACGAAGACAGCGUGUCAGAAAGAGCAGGAGCUUGUUAAAGAGACAGAGGCCCAAUUUAAACCUCAACUGCAAAGUCAAAUUUCUUUAGUCAUUUCAGACGCAUCAAACAUUUUCAUAACUCAAGGCGACAGAGUCCCUGACUGGCUGUAGAACAUGUAUGUUCUGUAGAACAUGUGUGUUCUACAGAACAUACAUGUUCUACAGAACAUACAUGUUCUACAGCGGUAUCUGCCCUUUAAACCAGGGAUGUCAAAGUCCAGUCCUGAAGGACCGGAGUCCUGCACCGUGUAGAGGAGGUCAUUAGGUCAUCAAGACUCUGUGUCCAGGUCCUGAUCCUGGUCCAGGUCCAGGUCCAGGUCCAGGUCCUGGUCCAGGUCCAGGUCCUGGUCCAGGUCCAGGUCCAGGUUCUGGUCCAGGUCCAGGUUCUGGUCCUGGUCCAGGUCCUGGUCCAGGUCCAGGUCCAGGUCCUGGUCCAGCAUCAUCUGGAUCUGAACAGAACCACAGCUUCACUACUGGUUCUGCUAACCUGGUUGGUGCCGACCCGGUCCGAACCAAACCCGGUCCAGUUGGGUUGUGGCUUCAUCCCAGUUUUCAUUGCGGACCAGAACCGGUCCAUUCAGACAAUGAUGCCCAUGCAACAGGGAAGAAGAUUCAGGUGUUUGUUUUUCCUGAGUUCAUGUUUACAUCUGUUUGUUUUAGAGUGUGUGUGUGUGUGUGUGUGUGUGUGUGUGUGUGUCAGACACUGAGCUGGACUAUGAAAGCUGCAGCGCCCCUCCUGGCGGCGGCUGCACGCUGGAGAACCUGCCCCCUCUGUGUCUGUCGCUGCGUCUCUCGGCCUCGAUUGUAACACAGGAAGCAGAACCUGCAGAGGAUCCGGGUCAGAACCUCCAGAACCCUUCGGACUCUUCUGGGUCUCGCCGGAUGCAGAUGAUCCGGCCUGCUGGGUUCUGGUUCUGAGCUGGACCGCAGGUGGACCGGCUGUGUGAUAUUUUUGUAUCUUGCUGAUUGAAGUGUUUGAUACCGGACUGUGUUACAGAAGGAGAAGCUGGAAGGUUUUUAAAUGCCACUUUCUGCUUUUCUUAGUUUUUUAAGCAUUGCUGCAGGAAGAUGAUGAUGAUGAUGAUGAGUGUAAAUAGCAGUGGACUGCACCGCCUGAGGCGAACAUGCCGCUUCAUGUCAGGCUUUAUUUAUUGCUGUGAAUAUUAUUUUUACGUUGCUCUCCGGAUGUUCAGUGAAUCUUUUGUCCUGUUUAUGUUCCAAGAUCAAUAAAGCAGCUGAUCCAAAC
Poeciliopsis prolifica (blackstripe livebearer) is the source of this 6596-nucleotide messenger RNA. RefSeq names its product CSC1-like protein 2. The record is from RefSeq and is a predicted model, not a curated record. Gene Ontology annotation, molecular function: calcium-activated cation channel activity; nucleic acid binding. Lineage: Eukaryota; Metazoa; Chordata; Actinopteri; Cyprinodontiformes; Poeciliidae. Gene Ontology annotation, cellular component: plasma membrane.